UCUUGUCUGGCCCGUCCCCGGGCGCGGUAAAAGCGUUUGAAUCCAGCCGGGUGGCCGCAGCGACAUCCUCAACCCUCACAAUCCUGACCGGCCUCAGCCGCCUCCUCUUUCUUUUACAUCCCUGACUCUCCCGAAUCACAAGAGUGGAAACGGAGAAGCUCAAGCCGCCGCCAUGUCCGAGGCUUAUUUCCGGGUGGAGUCGGGUGCGCUGGGGCCUGAGGAGAACUUUCUUUCCUUGGACGACAUCCUGAUGUCCCACGAGAAGCUCCCGGUGCGCACAGAGAUGCCUAUGCCGCGCCUCGGCACUUUCUUCCUAGACCGGAGCGGAGGGUCCGAGGCUGACAACGCAAUCCCUCAGGGCUCAAAGCUUGAACUCCCCUUGUGGCUGGCAAAAGGACUUUUUGACAACAAGCGCCGGAUCCUUUCUGUGGAACUUCCCAAGAUCUACCAGGAGGGUUGGAGGACCGUGUUCAGUGCAGAUGCCAACGUGGUGGACCUCCACAAAAUGGGGCCACAUUUCUACGGGUUCGGCUCCCAACUCCUACAUUUUGACAGUCCAGAGAACACAGACAUCUCCCAGUCUCUCCUGCAGACGUUUGUUGGACGUUUCCGCCGCAUCAUGGACUCCUCCCAGAAUGCUUACAACGAAGACACUUCGGCGCUGGUAGCCAGGCUAGAUGAGAUGGAGAGAGGCUUAUUUCAAACAGGGCAGAAAGGACUGAAUGACUUUCAGUAUUGGGAGAAGGGUCAGGCCUCUCAGAUCACAGCUUCCAACCUGGUUCAGAACUACACGAAGAGAAAAUUCACUGACAUGGAAGACUGA
This is a messenger RNA of Lipotes vexillifer (Yangtze River dolphin), 823 nucleotides long. RefSeq names its product GINS complex subunit 3 (gene GINS3). Gene Ontology annotation, cellular component: GINS complex. Gene Ontology annotation, biological process: mitotic DNA replication initiation. The transcript has 3 exons. The record is from RefSeq and is a predicted model, not a curated record. Lineage: Eukaryota; Metazoa; Chordata; Mammalia; Artiodactyla; Lipotidae. Bases 173 to 823 code for a protein of 216 amino acids.